CAUCUUGUGACUUACUUCAUGUGGUUUCGCCUAACACAUGAUAUAGGCGAAAGUUCUUGUUUUCAAAAGAAAAAUGUUUUUUAAUGCAGACGAUGAUGAGGGAGAUUUCCUGUCUCCGUCGAGCGGGUCCAAACUUGGUGCAUUAUUUGGAAUUGAUCAAGCAUCUAGUCAGGGUGGGAAUGAGUCACUAAAAUACUCGGCACCAAAACAACCCAGGAAGAAAACAGACACUGCCACUGGGGGAUCUGCCCCAGCUGUUAUGAAUGCUGCAGCUAUCCAGGCCUAUAAAUACACUGAUGGACAGUAUGUGAAACAGGGAAAGCUGGGUGCUGCUGUUUUAGGCAACCACAGCAAUCAAGACUACAAGAUUCUCUUGUAUGUCAGUAAGCAGCAGCAGGUCACCAAUGCAAAGAUAUACUCCGGCUUUGCCUUCACGGUACAACUAAACAACUAUGCAAGUUUUUACGAUGAUGCCAGACAGAGCUGGUCCAUUAUGUUUGACAACGAAGCCUCAGCCAUAGCCUUCACCAAACAGGUGUGUCUGGCCAAAGCCCUCAGUGGAGGUGCCGCCCAGGAAGUGGUUACUCAAGACCUCACCCUUGGGGAAGGAGGACCCUUAGAGAGUGGGGACUCAGCAGAGGUCAAGUACACUGGCUGGUUGCUUAGCAACAACACAUUUGGCAAAGUGUUUGACAGCAAUGCAAAUGCAGAGAAACUCUUUCGAUUUAAAUUGGGCAAAGGCAAGGUGAUAAAGGGCUGGGAUAUCGGUGUACUGGGGAUGAAGAAGAAUGGCAAGCGUCUGCUGGUGGUCCCGCCAGUCUUUGCCUACGGCGAUCAGGGCAUGGGUGACCGAGUGCCCUCCAACUCCACACUCAUCUUUGAGAUUGAGGUCAUUCGGGUUAAGCUCAGCAAAUCAGACUCUCCAACAGAGUCCCCGGCUCCAACCCCUGAGGAAGUUGAUGACACAACUGUCAAAGUUCGAACACGAUCUAUCACAGAACAGCUUGCACAGUCACCCAAGUCUGACAAGGCAAAGUUAAUAUCACGUAUGGCUAAGAUGGGUCAGCCUAUGCUACCUAUGAGUGGGGCAGUCGCAGCAUCACCUGAAGAUGAUGAAGAUGAAAACACACAGUAUUAUAACCAACAACAACAACAACAACAGCAGCAGCAACAACAACAGCAGCAGCCAGUUCAGCCAGUCCAGCCAGCCCAGAGCUUCCCGGUGCAGCCACAAGGGGUGCCAGCCAAUGCGGUGCCAAUGACUCAGCCAACCAUGCCUCAGUAUCACCAUCAUCUACAGAACCAAGUCCCACCCAGUGCUGUCAAUCACAUGUCAGCUCAACCAAUGGUGCAGCAGCAACAACCAGCUUUUGUACAGAACCUCCCAUCACAGCAGCUGCAACAACAACAACUGUCUUUAUAUCAGCCAGUCCAACCUCCUAUUCAGCAACCCCAAGCCUUUCAGCCAAAUGCUAACCCAUACGGAAUUCAACCAGUUCAGUCCUACAAUAACAUGUACCCUGCUCCAUCAUAUCCAGGAAGUAAUCCUACAACAGAUGUGAACACUCCCCUGCUUAUGUCAGAGGCCAGGCAACAGAACACAGAGGUCAGGUUAGCUGUGGGCAAGGUCGGGGACAAGGUCGACAAGAUAUUAGAAAAGUUGGAACACAUGCAGGUUCACGGCACUGGCAGCAGUUUGGCCCUGACCGGAAACACCCCUCCUAUGGAAAAUGGAAUCCUCCUUCACAAUAUACAGAAAGUCAUACAGGAAAACGAGAGGUUAAAAAAAGAAUUAUUUGAAAAAAGUGCAAGAAUAGAGUCACAGAAUGAGAAAAUUGGGGACCUAUUACAAAGAAACCAAAGAUAUGUAGAACAGAGUAACCUGUUGUUAGAACAGAGGAACGAUACCUUCAAAAGCACAGCAGCCAACUCACAAGCCAGGGUAUUAACAUUGGAACAGGAAAAGGUACAGAUAGCCACGGAGUUAAGCGUGGCCACUGCUCAGAUCAGCUCUCUGCAGCUGGAGUUGUCUGCCCUUAGGAAGAAGGAAGGGGACAUGAAACAGCAGCUGAGCACGGUCUUGGAGGACACAGGGAAAAACAAGGACGAGAUGAACAGACUAAGGAUAGCUCACUCAGAUGAAGAGCGGAAAGCUGCAGAGUUAACAGAGGCAUUAAAAGAAGAAAAAUUAUCCCGAAGACAGCUAGAAAAUCAAGUCAGCCAAAUGAAGGAAGAGAUGACAGAUUUGAAGCUGUCCAAUGAAACUUUAGAAAAGAAUCUGUCGGAACGAAAGAAAAAGUCUGGCGAUGAGCGAAGGAAGCUAGAGGAGGAGUUAGAAGAGGUGAAAGCGCAAUACGAGGAAGAAAUCAAUUCCCUGAAAAACAAACUUCGGAAACAGAAAUCCUCAACUGAUGCUGCUACAGCGGAGCAGGUGGCGCAGUUAGAAAAGGAGAUAACAGAGGAGUGGCAGGAGAAGACAGAGAAGAUGAUGAAAGCUGCAGAGGACAAGCACAAGAGAGCUCUUCGGGAAAUGGAGGAGGAAAAGAUACAGGCUCAGCAAAAUGUUAAAGAUUUGGAAAAGAAGGUUCAGGUGUUGAAAAGCUCUGGUAGUGACAGUGACCAGAAGGUAACCAUUUUACAGUCUCGUGUAGAGGAACUGGAGGCAUGGAAAGAUAAGUAUGAUAACCUGAGAUCUCAGGCAGCUGUGAUGAAGGAGAGAUAUGAGGAGAGGAUCACAGAGUUAGAGGAAAGGUUAAAUGAGACUAGUGCUGCAGCUGCCAAGGGGGGCAACUCUCAGGAUGUUGCCAGUGAGGUGAAGAAGAUCAUGAGCUCUGUAUAUCACAGUCUGAGAGGCCAGCUGGAGGCUGAGAAGUCUUACAAGGGACAAGAGACCCUGGCCAUCAUACUCAGCACUAUCAAGAGUGAGACUCUGAAAAUGGUGAAGAAUGAAGGUGGGGAAGCUGAAGAAAGUGAAGAAGAAAGUGAAGAGGAAGAAGAGGAAAGUGAAGAAGAGGCUGAAGAAGAGGAAGUUGUUGUUGAAACCAUAUCAGCCCAAACAGCAAAGCCCAUUCAGGGGGCUUCACCUUCAAAAGUGACCUCUGGUGGGAAGGCAGUGAAGAAAGAGGAGAGAACUAUGGAGUCAAUAGAGGACCAAAUACUUUCACAACUUGUUGGUACAGAAGGAAUGACAGUAACUGACAGCAAGCCAGAAAAAGCUAAAGAACCAUCAAAGGGUGGAGAAGAUGUGAUCAAAGCAUCAACAAAUAAAAUUACUGGUGACAAAGGGAACAAAUAUUACAGUGAGGAAUUAGAUAAAUCAAAAGCAGGAAAGACAGAUAUAAAGGCGACAGUUGAACCCAAAGUUAAAAGUUCCGAAGGAAAAACGGAGAUAAAGGAAGUUAUAGAGCCAGUAAUAAAGAGUGAAAAAGAUGCUAUUACAGGCGAUAAAGGGAACAAAUACUACAGUGCAGAGCUGGACAAGGGGAUAUCUGCUUCAGAUGAAUCUGGGGAGGGUUCUGAAGAAGAUAGUGAAGAUACAUCAGAAAGUGAAAGUGAAAGUGAUGCCAAUGGUGGUGGUGUUGCACAACAGCAGGCAGAUAAAGAAACCAACCCCAUUGAGCAUACUGAUGUGAUAAGUGAAACGGAAAGGGUUCUUGACACUGUGGAUGAGGUACCAGAAAACGAGGCUUCUGAAACUGACAGUGGUAAGGAGGAAUAUCCUGAUGAUGAUAGAGGAUCAAAUGCCCUUGAUGAAACUGAUGAAAAGAAGGAAGUUGGCGAGAAACGUAUGGACACUGAUACAGCUGAGCAAGAUGAAGUUAAAACAGACAUGGGAGAGAUUGGAAAUGAUGAAUCCCAUACUGCUGAUGGUGGCUAUGUUUUUAAUGCUGCUGGCGAUGCGAGUGUUGAUAAUGAUGCUCAGAGCAAUGAAGUUUCACCUCCAAGUGACAGCGCUGGAAAAUCUACCCACCCUGCAGAUAAUGACACAACUUCUCACCCACAGGAUGAAGUUGGCUACACUCUUUCCUCCCAGGAUCAAGUGAUGGAUGAACCACCUAAAGAAGCUGCAGAAGAGACAAACGCUGCACCUGAGGAACAGGCCCAAACAGAAACCAAGGAGCUUAGUCACUCUGGCCGCUCCGAUGAAAUAACGAUUAAAGGUGAAGCUGAUGAGGAAAGCCAAACUUCAGAAGAUGACCAGAAUGAUACAGAUCCUGGAGAAAAGGAGAACAGAGAAAAAGGAGUAGCUGAAAAUACUGUAAAAAGUGAAAUAGACUCUCCACCCAGCAGCACGCAGAGUCCACCUGUCUCCAGUAUGGACUAUGAUGCGCCAUUUGAAGGGCAGUCCAUUGUAAAGGAGGAAACUUCUUCGGAAGAAGAACCUGUUCAGAAAGAGGAGCCCUCUGAUGCUCACCACGUAGAAGAACCUUUGGCAUCAGCAGAACCUUUUGCGCAAGAAAAACCUUCAGAGAAAGGGGAUUCUCUUGCAACUGCUGAAGAUGUGCCUAGUGAGAAUGGAGUGUCAGAAGAAGACAAAUCCAAAAAGGAUGCAUCAAAAGAAGACAAGAAAGCUGAAAAUCAAGAUCAUGCAGGCUUUUCCUCCGCUGAAAUAGAGGCCAUGUUGUUUGGUUCCUCAACCAGCGGGUCUAAGAAACCUUUGCAAGCUGAAAAGCAAGCUGGGAAGGUAGUCGAACCCCUAGUGGCAAGCUCAGCUGCAGGUGUCAGCAUGGGAGGUAACCCUUACCAUGCUGAGAAGCUCGACAAAAAAGGCAAAGAGGAAGUCCCUGUAGAGGUGAUAGAACCAAUGAUUGCCAGCUCGACAACUGCCUCAUAUUUAGGCGCCAAACCAUCGGGAAGGGGAGACAAAUCUGAUAAAAAGCCUGUGUCUGAACCAGAGCUAAAGAAAUCCAGUGGCAAGAUCACUGGUGAUAAGGGUAAUCGUUACCAUGGUGACAAACUGGACAAGUCCACAGUUGUGGAGCCUCUCUUUGGUAAAUCUACUGCUCAUGUGACUGGUGACAAGGGCAACCGUUACCAUAGCAACAAGUUAGACCAAUCAUCUCCAGGCAAAGAAAAGCCACAAGCCGCACCAGUAGUAGAAACAAUGAGUACCAGCUCAGCAGGGGGUGGGCUUAGCGCAACCCCAGGGCAUGCCCCGGGAGUGUCGUCUACCAAGCCCAUCCCCGUGGAGGAACCCAUGAUGGUGGCCAAGUCAGGCUCCGUGUCUAUGGCAGCGCAGCCUGUUAGUGUCUCAAAAAUCUCGAAGUCCAAAGAUCACCCUACAGGAGAUAAAGGGAAUGUGUAUCAUUCCGCUAAGCUGGACCAGAGUAACAAAGACAAAGCAGGUGGUAAAGUUGAGCCCUUGAUACAUCAUUCAGCUGGUCACCCAACAGGAGACAAGGGUAAUCCCCACCACACUGCACACCUCAACCAAUCAGGGAAAGGAGUCCCAGUGGAGGCAGUAGAGUCUAAGAUUGUCAGUUCCUCAGGGGGUUCAGUAAUGAGUGGUAAUCCUUAUCACUCCUCUGACCUGGGAAAGUCCACUCCCGGUAAAGGGGGCAAAGGUCUGCCUGUCGAAGAACCCAUGAUUGCUAGCUCAGCCACAUCCCAAACAAUGGCGGCUAGUCCAAGCUGUAAUAAAAAUUCUGACAAAGAUAAAAAAGAAGCUGUGGUUGUUGAACCAAUGAUAAGUAAGAAAAGUGACCAUGUGACUGGUGACCAUGGCAACAAGUAUCAUAGUGCCAAGCUUGACAAAUCCGCAGAUGGGAAGCCUAGCCCUAAAGCAGCUCCAGUUGUUGAACCUCUGUUUGCCAAGUCCUCUGGUCGUGUGACUGGAGACAAAGGGAACCCGUAUCACAGCAGUAAACUUGAUCGGAAAAAAGAUGGCUCAGCUCCAUUAAUUCCAGCCAUGAAUUCCAGAACGCCUCCCCCAAUGGAUAACUCUCUGUUUGGUGAUGAUGACACGGUAAUGGACACAUUCGGUACAGACUUCAAACCUGCCGACGACAAUAAAGAAAAGGGCAAUAAAACAGACGGAAAGAAGAAAACAGAUGAGAAAAAACCUGGAGAUAAAAAAUUACCCAGUAAAUCUGAGUUACUGUCAGAUGAUAGUUUGAAGGAGAAGCCACCACCUUUGUUCGGUGACGAUGAUGAUGAUGAUGAUCUAGACUGGCUCAGCAAAUAAUCAUCCGACAAGUUUGCACAGACCCAUUUGAAAUUUGGAUGGACCAGAUUUUUGUUUUCUUUUUAGUUUUCCAUUUUAAGAAUAUUCAUUAUGAAGAAUUGAAGAAAUUAAUGAUAAAAAGUCUGAUUGAUUCAUUCACUAAAGUUUUGAGACGUAAGAAGUUGUCGGAAGUUUUGAGACGUAAGAAGUUGUCAGAAGUUUUGAGACGUAAGAAGUUUUCGGAAGUUUUGAGACAUAAGAAGUUGUCGGAUAUAUGCAUUCAGACAUUGUAACAAAUGGAAUCUGCUGACGACAGAUUUGGAACUUCUUCUAACUUACGGAAAGUCUGCAAUUAAAAAUGUUGUCAUCAUAAUGAGAGGGCUAAUGACAUUGGCUACGUUAGCUGUGAUAUGUAUAAGAAUGGAAUCAUUGAAAUCAUCACAAGUGUAUAUUUUAUAUAUAUAUUUGUACAAACUUGUACACAUACAUACUCACAUAUGUAAACCUGUGUACAUAUGUAAAUGUGAAAGCAAUUAAGUGACUGGUAGUCUUGGUGCUCUUUUGCUGUCUUGUCUGUCUAAAAAAAAAUUUCCGUGGUUGUCUGAAACAGUAGUUA
Molecule: messenger RNA, 6779 nt
Organism: Liolophura sinensis
Lineage: Eukaryota; Metazoa; Mollusca; Polyplacophora; Chitonida; Chitonidae
Product: FK506-binding protein 5-like
Exons: 46
Coding region: 74-6184 (2036 amino acids)
Molecular function (GO): peptidyl-prolyl cis-trans isomerase activity
Source: RefSeq, a predicted model, not a curated record